This is a messenger RNA of Frankliniella occidentalis (western flower thrips), 2340 nucleotides long. RefSeq lists its product as uncharacterized. Bases 584 to 1426 code for a protein of 280 amino acids. The transcript is spliced from 10 exons. The record is from RefSeq and is a predicted model, not a curated record. NCBI's taxonomy places the organism in Eukaryota, Metazoa, Arthropoda, Insecta, Thysanoptera, Thripidae.
GUCCAGCAGCGGCGGCGGCGGGGGCGGCGGCGGCGGCGACGGCGGCUCUGGCGACGGCGAGAGCAGUGCGAGCGCAGGUGCCGGCAGUGACUCGGGCUCCAUCCUCAGCCUGGUGACUCCCCUGCUCGGGUCGAGCAGCGGCGGCUCAGUGAGUACCCGCUCUGGAGAGUGGCUCGGCCACGACGCCACCAGGAGGACGACGCGGUCCUUCUCCUCUUCUCCUCUUCUCCUUUCCUCCCCGCAUGCAGCAUGCACUACUAACGCUACUGAAUAACUCGAUCCAGGGCUGCUUCGCUCUGUAAGGGCGCGCGUCACCAACCUCGAAAGUAAACUUGGCGUGAGUGAAUUUCUUUUUCAGGGCGCGGCGAGAGCGCGCCGCGAGCAGGACUGGCUCUUUCUGCAGCAGCAGCAGCAGCAGCAGCAGCAGCAGCAGCAGCAGCAGCAGCAGCAGCAGCAGCAGCAGCAGCAGCAGCAGCAGCAGCAGCAGCAGCAAGAGCGGCAGCGACGCAGGCGGCGGAGACAGACCGGGGCUGACCCGGGCGCCUUGCAGCCCCUGCAGCCCAUCGCGUUCACAGCGCCCCAGAUGGCCAUGGGUGGCGGGGCCGGGGGCAGCAACUCGGGCGCCAUCCUGGGCCUGGUCGGGCCCCUGCUCACCUCGCUCCUCCCCGCGCUGCUGCCGCUCCUCGCGUCCAGCGUCGGGCCCUUAAGCGGCUCCCUCAGCAACUCGGGAGGUGGUGGUGGCGGCGGCGGCGGCGGCGGCGGCAGCGGGUCCAGCUCCAUCCUCGGCCUCCUCGCCCCGCUCCUUGGCUCGAGCAGCGGGCCGAAUAUGGGCGGUGGUGACGGCUCUGGCUCCAUCGUGAGUUUGAUCGGCACGCUGGUGGGCUCGAGCAGCGGGGGCGGCGAGGCCGGGGGGACGGCCAAGGGCUCCGAAGACGGCGAGGAGGGAGGCGGCGGCGGCAGCGACCUGCAGGCGGUGCUCGGCACCGUGCUGCCCAUCAUCGGCUCGCUGAGCGGCAUCGGUAACCGCGAGCCACCAGAUCUAUCGGGCGCGCUGCAGCUCCUGCCGCAGAUCCUCGCCAGCCUGUCCGGGCGCGCAGAGCCGGGCGAGGAGCCCCUGGAGAUCGGCACGCUGCUCCAGCUGGCCGAGCCGCUGCUGGAGGGCAUAUCCGGGGGCGAUGACGACGAAGAGGAGGGCGGAGAGGGCGGCGGCGGGGGAAGCAACGUCGGCGCGGUGCUGACGGCCCUCACGCCUCUCGUCGGGCUCUUGAGCGGGGUGUCCACGGGGCUCUCCGGACCAGGUGGACCCUCAGUAAGCGGAGACGGGGCGUACUCAACGAGAUGUUUAUUAUCUGCCAUGAUACUUAUAAUUUUACCUUUGCAUUGCGUGUCUGUGUACGCUACAUGCCAUGCGAAUGGCAGAGAAUAAUCUUUAUUUUUUCAGCAAGGUCUUUUGUUUUAGAAGGCUAUAAUGUUUCAAUUUAGGCCUAAAAGUAAGCGUUACGCCGACCGGUAAGUAUGGAGAUGGCUCGCAGCCUCUCUGUCAGUGACGCUUCUUGCCCGGGGUCCUCCGCAGGACGGAAUGGCAGAAGCCUAACCCCUACACUAACUGCUCGAUAGUUUUAAGACCAAUUCACUAACAUGCUGCCGCAAAAUAACAAAUCUGUUCGAAGCAUGCAAUGCUACACGGUUUUUGUUUUCCGGGAAUAUUUUUCCACUAACAGAUGAAAUUGCCUUGGUGGCACAAUGUACUGUAUCUCAUUCUGUUUGUAAAUAUUUCUGAUUUUUCAAACUGUAUAUAAUUCCUUGUAUAUAUAUUCCCAGACCCUUUCCUGUACAUAUGAUCUUGUAUUAUAGUACUGUACAUAGCCGACGUAUACUUUGAUAAGACUGUAAAUAGGGCGACACGUGGGCGUAGUUUGUCAUUAUUAUUAGCAUUUUUGAUUCAAGCAUGGCGUUUGUAAACUAUUAGUUUUUGUGGAAAAUUUUGCAUACGAAACUCAGUUUUUUCCGACCAUUUUAUUUGGUCGGAUUAAGCGCUUGUCGCCACUCGACCUCUGCUAACCCCGGCGGCUGCUUCCACACAGGGCGGCGGCGGCGGCGGCGAUGGUGAGGCCUCAGCGGGCGGCGGCGGCGGUAGCGACUCCGGCUCCAUCCUGGGGCUCGUGACGCCUCUCCUGGGCUCCAGCAGUGGCGGCAGCGGAGGCGGCGGCGGAGGGCAGCGGCGGCGGUAGCGGGGGCGGCGGCGGCGGUGGCCAGGGCAACCAACUCAACGAGAAGCUGAGGAUCCUCACGGACGGCGUCGGCCUGCUGCUCAGGGUCAAGGGCCUCAUCUUCCGGAAG